AUGGACACAUUGUAUUGGGUCUACAAAGGCCAUUGGAUAAGCUGGCUUGGAUGGCGCACUCAAUCGAAAGAGCAGUGCGAAAAGACCAACGCGGAGCUGUGGCUUGACGCAAUGAACUGGACGCGUAUCGAAGAGCUUUCUGUAGACACCGUCCCGGAAAGCGUGCGGAAGGUUCUCUCGCAGUCGCGAGCGCUGCGCUCGCUGAACACGACAGACGGCGAACUCAUCCUCGACUUGCCAAAGAACACGCUGACGCACCUGUCUCUUGUCAACGGCGAGCGCGACACCUUCCUCUUCGAAGACAUUCUGAACCAGCAGGGCGGAUCUUUGGAGAGUCUUGAGAUGCGCUGGGAUACUGAGCAUUAUCCAUGGAGGUAUGACGGCGAUCUCGACGACGAGAUUCAGAUGAUAAGAAACAGCGCAAAGAAAAUCAGGCAUCUAAGCAUAAACAUCUUCCGUAACGCUAGCAGCUCACCCUUGGAAACGCUGGGAAAGAUCGUUACCAUACCCACGCUACGAGAAGCAAACUUUUGGAUAGACAUACUCGGGCCACGGGAGUGGAGUUACAAAGAGCUCCGCGCCCUCGGAGAACAGCACGCAGAGGCAGAAGGCGGCAGAUACCUAUUUCUCAACAGAAAAGGUGCGCUGAAUAUCUUCAAUUACAUGCGAGACAAGAAGCAAGGGCAAGAGCUGGAAAGAGCAACUUUUUGGAUUGGUGACUGGACACGGAAUUGGCUCUGGGAAACCCCAAGAGCGCAUGUAAAAUGUGAAGCGAAAGCAGAUGUUGAUACGGAAGACUGGUGUGUGGUGGAUGAUCAGUGGCCACACUACCCGAUGUUCGUGCUCACUCCACGGGUAGAAGCCCUGGAAAUUAUGGACACGGAUUUCCGAUGUGGAACGACAUGA
This is a messenger RNA of Alternaria arbusti, 906 nucleotides long. RefSeq lists its product as uncharacterized. Lineage: Eukaryota; Fungi; Ascomycota; Dothideomycetes; Pleosporales; Pleosporaceae. The transcript has a single exon. The record is from RefSeq and is a predicted model, not a curated record. The coding region runs from base 1 to 906 and encodes 301 amino acids.